Molecule: messenger RNA, 2148 nt
Organism: Eremothecium gossypii ATCC 10895
Lineage: Eukaryota; Fungi; Ascomycota; Saccharomycetes; Saccharomycetales; Saccharomycetaceae
Product: AGR078Cp
Exons: 1
Coding region: 1-2148 (715 amino acids)
Source: RefSeq, marked provisional
AUGACUCAAUGGAAAGUAAAGCUAACUAAGCAGUGGGACGGAAAGCUAGAACCGUUUUGGAAUGAUCGUUUGUCGUUGUGGGGGGUGCUUGAAAAAGAAGUACUCAGCAUCUUCAGGUACAUUGACGGGAGAAGAGUAGGGGCCAUCCCGUUGCGGUUGCGACAGAACGAGGAACUUCUGAGAUGCCAAUGGGAGCCGGAUGAUGGGGAGCUCUUCGCGGUAGCGCUGCGAUCGGGAUCGGUGAAGAUCUACAGAGGGCGUUUGGACCCCGAAGGCACCGAGGGCUCAGAGGGCGCCGAGUUGGUGGGAACGGUGGUGUUGGGGAGAGGGGACGCGUUCCAGAUGGAGCAGUUUGUGUGGAACCGGAUCAAGUGGCGCGUGAGGGAGCCGUUUUGCGGGGAAUUUGACAGCCCGCUUGUGCAGUGGCUUCCGCGGCUCACGGAGAUGAGCAUCAGCGCACAGGGCAAGCUCCUGUGCACGCCGCUAGGCUACGAGGGCCCAGAGUGGAACGCUGGGCUUGCGGCAGACGAGUCGAACAUGUUCCUCACGUUCGAUAAUAACACGCGCAAGGUGGUACUCUCGAUUGACGGCACCUUCAACUUCCGCUACGGGGAGAAGAGCAAGUUCCCUACCAAGGUGACGAGCAUACUCCCAGGAAACGAGAACCACUACGUGUUUAUCAACGACGAGGACUGGCAACUCCAGGUCAUCCGGCUUGAAUUCACCGAGUACCACCAGGUGCAUGAACUCAUGAAGUGCUGCUCGCAUAUACAGUUUCUACUGAAAUAUAUUCGCGACAACCACCGCUUGAUUGGGACCAAGCUCAUGGAACCACACGCGACCUUCACGGGCAGCCUCUUUCCCGAAGAGCAGUUUACUAAAUUUAUGAAGGGGCUAAAGGACGUAUUUUAUCUCGGGUAUUCGGAUGACAAGACCGUAGAGAACUGGUUCACUCUCAAGCUAGGGAGGCAUGGAACGGCCAUCUGGAAGCAGCGAAACCACUUAUUCUGGUCAAGCAGCCAGGGGGUUUUGGUGACUUGCAUGAUACCUGCCUGCGAAAGACUUAUCGUUUCCGCAAAAAGGUUGCUAGGCCUUGUGAAGAGCUUGAAGCUCAACGUGUUCGGCCUUGAUGACGACAACGAACUCACAGCUGUGGAGGUGCAGGACCUCCUCCAAAUGAGUUUGGGUUUACUAAAGGGGCUAGUGGAGCAGGUAGAACAGUUCCAUGUAGGGGAAAACGUGUCCAAAGACGGGUUAGCCUGGAUCGAGUAUAUGAUGGACAGUUUGCUCCACAACGAGGAUGAGGAUGCACAUAAUCUCAAUGGUCAAGAUGGGCUUUUCUCCAGCGACCUCGAUCCCCAUGAAGUGUAUCCAAAAGAACACUACUCGGUUCAGCUUUUUCUAAAUGAAUACAUCAUCCCGAAGAAACCAUACAGCUGGAUCAAGAGCGAUUUCCCGAGCCAACUCGAAGUUCUCAUGCGUCAGUUCGACCUUGUUCAGAAAAAUUACACCGCCAAGUGGAUAAAGAAAUUGAUCAAGGUUCCCGGGCCUGUCAGAAAGCUCAAAAGCCUCGUAGGCCACCGACUUGAGGAUGCUUUGGUGGAUGGUGAGACGAUAUAUAUGAUCUGCUCGAAGCGGUCACCAAAGAGGCCUGAUCUUGAUGAGGAGGUCGAAUGCAGCCCAUCCCGCGAGAGUGAGCUACAGCAAAGCAUGGGGAAACUUUCAGAAGAGACACCAGUAGAUGGAUACUCGAGGAUAUUCACGUUAGUUCAGUACGACGUCUCCUCCAAAGAGUUGACUAGACAGUCAAUACCUCCUCCCACAAACCGAGCGAUCAUAGCUAGCAUAAAGUUCGUCCCUGGUGAGUCAAGCCGGUUCUUAAUGCUCACCGAAGAUGGCCAGGUUAGAAGAUACCUGGUUGGCUAUUCUGGCGCCACUGACGUCAAGAAUUCAGCUCGGAUAACUAUUUACAAUGACUUUAAAGUUAUCAUGGAGCCUACAGCCCUCGAUAUAACGAACAAAAAGUAUUGCAAGAACCAGAUGAUUGUGCAUUCGGAUAUGGCUGUCACCAUACUUUCUCCCAUUCCUGUGGAGGCUCCAGCUGACGCGAAUUCAGGUCACUGCCAGCUAGUAGUACAAAUCAUGUGA